UGCCAGAACGUGCAACAUGUUUAGAUUGUCAUCUCCUGAGUUUGGGAUGCUUUAUGUUAAUGGGAGUUUUAAUUCGUUGUUAUUUGUUUGUUGUUGGAGAACCUUGAAUUUAAGUUGCGUUUAAGAAAGAAGAGAUUUUGAUGGUUGUUGGUUGUUUGAUGAUAGGUUUGCUUAGAAUCUGGAUUGACCCAAAAACCAAAAAAGCUGAAAGCUUGAAUGAUUUGCUGUGCUUAUAUGUGGAAAUCCGGAGGAGAAGAUUUGCAAGGUUUCUAUCCAGUUAGAUCAGAAUGUGUAGCAGAUGUUCCCAGGACCAGAUUUAAAUCAAGGGCUGGCAAAACUUUAAGUGCUAGAAGAUGGCAUGCUGCGUUUACUGAAGAUGGACAUUUGGAUAUGGAAAGAGUUCUUCGACGUAUACAGAGAGGGGGGAUUCAUCCUUCAAUCAAAGGAGAGGUUUGGGAGUUUUUGUUAGGAGGUUACGAGCCGGAUAGCACCUUUGAAGAAAGGAACAAAUUGAGGAAUCACAGAAGGGAGCAGUAUUAUGCUUGGAAAGAAGAAUGUCGACAAAUGGUUCCUCUUAUUGGUAGCGGAAAGUUUGUCACGAUGGCGGUUGUUGCAGAAGAUGGGCAGCCAUUAGAACAAUCAUCGGUGGAAAAUCAAGAAUGGCUUGUAAAAACCGCUAUUACAGACAAGCGUGUGCUCCAGUGGAUGCUUGUAUUGAGUCAAAUCGGUCUCGAUGUUGUUAGAACAGAUCGGUAUCUCUCCUUCUAUGAGAAUGAGAGUAAUCAAGCAAGACUAUGGGAUAUUCUUUCUAUAUACACAUGGUUAAAUCCUGAUAUUGGCUAUGUUCAGGGAAUGAACGACAUAUGUUCCCCAAUGAUAAUCCUGCUCGAAGAUGAAGCCGACGCUUUCUGGUGCUUUGAGCGUGCAAUGCGAAGACUAAGAGAAAAUUUCAGGACAACGGCGACAUCAAUGGGCGUCCAGACUCAGCUGGGUAUGCUCUCUCAGGUUAUUAAAACUGUUGAUCCACGACUCCAUCAACAUCUAGAGGAUCUCGACGGUGGAGAGUAUCUGUUUGCUAUACGAAUGUUGAUGGUAUUGUUCAGGAGAGAGUUCUCCUUCCUUGAUGCUUUGUACCUUUGGGAGCUGAUGUGGGCUAUGGAGUACAAUCCAAACUUGUUUGCAUCAUACGAAAGACCAGAGAACAGAAACAACUUCUCAGAACAGGAUCCAAGGUUACUGAAGAAGUAUGGAAAGUUUGAGAGAAAAUAUGUAAAGAGUGGCCAGAAUGAGCAACACAACACGCUCGCUGUUUUCGUAGUGGCAAGUGUUCUUGAAACGAAGAACAAACGUCUCUUGAAAGAAGCUAAAGGCUUAGACGACGUAGUUCAGAUAUUGGGAGGUAUAGCAGGUAAUUUGGACGCAAGAAAAGCUUGUAAAGAAGCAUUGAAGAUUCAUGAAAAGUUCCUGAAAAAGGCCAAUAGGCAAUAGACAUUGCUUAACCUUAAACCAUCCAUUUUCGGGUUUUGUUAUACCCAUAUUGAUAUCUAUCUUCGUCUGAGAGGAUGCCGAUAAAUCUUAUGGGAGGGAUUCUUUUGUUCUUUCACUUUUGUUUUUUUCUGUUCCUAUGCAUUUGAAUUUUCCCGGCUGUAUAUCUUAUACAUUCGUUUGUUGAUGCUGUGUGAGCUAAAGAUAUUAAACACGCGUGCCGUUUCACCUUUAAUAGAAGGAACUUCGUGAUGUUAUCA
Molecule: messenger RNA, 1745 nt
Organism: Capsella rubella
Lineage: Eukaryota; Viridiplantae; Streptophyta; Magnoliopsida; Brassicales; Brassicaceae
Product: TBC1 domain family member 15
Exons: 11
Coding region: 217-1488 (423 amino acids)
Biological process (GO): activation of GTPase activity
Molecular function (GO): GTPase activator activity
Source: RefSeq, a predicted model, not a curated record